Messenger RNA from Striga asiatica, 1506 nucleotides. Lineage: Eukaryota; Viridiplantae; Streptophyta; Magnoliopsida; Lamiales; Orobanchaceae. The record is from the annotation of a GenBank genome assembly.
AUGUCCCUCAAUCUUUUGGCCCACGCCAAAUCAAAAUUCAAAUCCUUCCUGAAUUUGUACAAAACUCCUAUCAUCAAGGAUGAGACCAAGUUUUUGGUGGCGCAGCGUGGAGUAUCAAGGAAGGUGGACGAGGAGGAACAGUUACAUUGCUCGAUAAUUUCAACCAACAAUAAAUUUUCUAAACUCGAAAAACAUUUGAAAUAUCCAAUCCCCCAGGGCAAGGAUUAUCACGAUCCUUUAUCUAUUUGCAAUGGUUUGUUGCUGCUUUCGUUACCAGGAUCAUAUGAUUACGAUAAAAGGGAAAUGAUAAAGCCUCCAGGGGAGGCUUUGUGGAACCCGACUACAGGGGAAUACAGAGUCCUUCCUCUUCCUCUCUCAAACUUCGACCCCAGCCCCUGGUGUAUGAAUAUGUUCCACGGUUAUUUUGGUUUUGGGUUUGAUUCGGCUUCUGAGGAUUACAAGGUGAUAAGAUUGUUCAACCAGAGUGAUGGCAAAACUGAAGAAGUGUGGAAUGAGCACACCAUGAAGACUUUAAGUAUUUUGGAAAUUUGGGUUUGGGAUGGCUCAUGGUCCCUGGAGUCCAACCUCACCAUCCCUACUGAUGUGGAUUUACAGAGCGUUGUUGGGACUGAUGAAGAAAUAAUUUUUUUGGACUCGUUUGGUAAAAUGAGGUUUUUUGAUUGUGAGACGAGCAAGUUGAAGAAGAUACACAGAUCAUAUGAUUACUAUAAAAGGGAAAUGACAAAGCCUCCAGGGGUGGCUUUGUGGAACCCGACUACAGGGGAAUACAAAAUCCUUCCUCUUCCUCUUUCAAACAUCGACCCCAGCCCCUGGUGUAGGACUAUGUUCGGCGGUUAUUUUGGUUUCGGGUUUGAUUCGGCUUCUGAGGAUUACAAGGUGAUAAGAUUGUUCAACCAGAGUGAUGACAGAACUGCAGCAGUGUUGGCCGAAGUUUAUUCGCUCAGAAGUAAUUCAUGGAAACAAGUCAGUGUCGUUCAUCCUUUAUGUUUUCCUCAUGGCUCUGGUGUUUAUGGUGUUCACGUAAACGGCACUUAUUACUGGUUAAAUCUCUCGGAUCCCGGGUUUAUCGUGUCUUUCGACUUUGCUACUGAGAAGUUUGCUUCCUCUCUUAUUCCUACGCCCCCGAGUAACAAUCUCAUUAGAGAAGAUGCAUAUGAAUAUUAUUAUGCUAAUUUGAAGCUCGUGGAAUAUUGUGGGUUGCUCGGUGCUGUGGUUAUGUGGAAUGAGGGCAACGGAAAGAUUUCAUGUUGUUUGGAAAUUUGGGUUUGGGAUGGCUCAUGGUCCUUGGAGUCCACGCUCACCGUCCCUUCUUAUGUGGGUUUACAGAGCCUCGUUGGGACUGAUGAAGAAUUAAUUUUUCUGGACUCGUUUGGUAAAACGAGGUUUUUUGAUUGUGAGACGAGCAAGUUGAAGAAGAUACACAGUUUGCCUACUUCUGAGGAGGCCCACAUUUUUCCUUUGGUCGAGAGCUAUGUUCCGCUCUGA